Messenger RNA from Loxodonta africana (African savanna elephant), 3333 nucleotides. Its product is annotated as olfactory receptor 14C36-like. Gene Ontology annotation, cellular component: membrane. Gene Ontology annotation, biological process: G protein-coupled receptor signaling pathway. Bases 1994 to 2929 code for a protein of 311 amino acids. NCBI's taxonomy places the organism in Eukaryota, Metazoa, Chordata, Mammalia, Proboscidea, Elephantidae. The record is from RefSeq and is a predicted model, not a curated record. Gene Ontology annotation, molecular function: G protein-coupled receptor activity; odorant binding; olfactory receptor activity. The transcript has a single exon.
UUAAAUCUGAGAUCAUUUAGGGUGGUUUUAUUUUUUUUAAUUAUUAUCUGAGUUAGAAUUUAUAAACUUGCCAAAAUUAUGACAACUAUUGACUGCAAUCACAGUAAGGGAUAAUGGGAAAACAUUCAUUUGGUUUCAAAAGAAUGGAAGAAGAUAAAAAGACAGAGUUGGAAGAAUAAGUGAUCGCAAAAUAAAGACGAAGGAAGAGGAGAGGUAGCAGAGGAGGUAGAAGGGGAGAAUUCCAAACUAAAGAUUUUGGAAUGAAAUAAUGAUGCAAUUUUGAACUAGUUAUUGAGGAAGGACAGCGUAAAUGUAUCCUUAAUGGAAUGAGUGACAAUAAGAUGUGCAGGAGAAUCUCAGGAGAGCAAAGGAUGUGGAGACAGAGGAUGAAAUCCAUGUGGCAUAUCCAGUUUGUAUGCCAACCAAAAUGUUGGCAGUACAAAUCCACCUGCCACUCCUUGGAAACCCUGUGAGGCAGUUCUACUCUGUCUUAUAGGGUCGCUAAGUGUCAGAAUCAACUCCACAGAACCUAACGACAACAACAAGAAUCUGAAGGGUGAGGAAGCUAUCACUUAAUCUUCUGAUGAAAAUGUUAUUGGAAUCAAAUGUUUAUAUGAUGGCAAAGAUACAUAAUUAUAAGUUUCAAGACAGAACAGAGAUGAACAGAUGUAACACCAUUCAAAAGGCUAAUAAAAAGGGAUAGGAGCAAAAGAAGUAAAUUAGUAAAUCAGAGUUUCAGAAAUGGAGUUUUGAAAAGGGGAACCUAAACAUUUAUGUAAAAUCAAGAAGUGCAUGAACAUACGUGAAAAACUUAAGAUGACAUGUCAUUGGGAGGAGAAGCCCUGGUGGCACAGUGGUUAAAGUGCUCAGCUGCUAACUGAAAGGUCAGUGGUCCUAACCCACCAGCUGCUUCAUGGGAGAAAGAUGUGGCCGUCUGCUUCUCUACAGAUUAUAGCCUUGGAAGCAAAUUGGGGCAGUUCUCUGUCCUACAUGGUCACUGUGAGUAGGAAUUGACAAGACAGCAGUGAAUUUUGUUUCUAAUUGAGAUCAUAAACAUCAGUGGAAAAGGAGAGAGAAUGAAGACUAGAGCUGGUGAAUUUACCUUUGGAUAUGGAUGAAUCCAUUUCAGGGAGAAAAGAUGAGUGAAAAUACAUAAGAAAUGUUUUAUAUUUAAAUUUUUACAACACUAGGAUAACAUCUUACAGGUUUUUUCAGUGUAUGAUAAAGUAUGUUCUUAUUGAGAAGAGGCUGUGGCACCAUCAAUAUUUUAUUCUACUCGAUGGGUAAAAAUGCAGGUCAUUAUACAUUGUUCUAUUAAAUUCACAACGUACAGCUCAGCAAGGUCAAGAAAUAUGGAGCAAUAUAGAAAAUGAUUUUGAACCAUUCCCAUGGCUAACUUAAUACUCAAAAUUUAGAAAAUCAAAGGAAUGUUUUAUGUAUGAUUUAAUUUAAUCCAAAAAUUAGGUUUUCAUGGUUUCUACAGUACUUAGAAGGCAGAAAUGGAACCAAAUUAAUGGUCAUCUUGCCUGAGGAUCAUGGAUUGGAAUGGUAGGAAGCAGUGAAGCUAAGUAGGAUCAGCAUUUCUAGCGGAAGAAAUGUGGCAUUGUGUCAUUUGAGCACACAAACCUAGAUUUGAAUUUCUGCUCUUACAUUUUUAUUUUCAUGGCUUAAUAAUUUCCUUGACCUUUUGGUCAAGCAUGCCAGCGAUGAUGAGGAUGGACUCGAGCAUGCCGGUGAUGAGGAUGGCACAGAACCACCAGUGAGUGAUUCAUUCUGUGUACAUGAGAGCGCCACAAGUCGGAGGCAACUCCACAGCAACUCACAACAGCUAACCAGUAUCAACUAGAGAGAAUAAAACUGGAUAAAUGUGAAAAUAAACUAAAUGUGAGACAAUAAACAUACUUAGGCUAAUUUCUUUCCACAUUCUUCUUCUUCUUCUUUUUAUUUGGAUUAUUCACCUUUUUCUCUGCUAUUCGAAGCAAAGUACCCAAAGAUGCCCAACUCUACCACAGUCACUGAAUUCCUGCUUAUGAGGUUUUCUGAUGUGUGGAAUUUCAGAGUCUUGCACGCCAUGUUAUUCCUCAUGAUGUACGUGGCAACCCUGCUGGGGAACCUUCUCAUUGUCACAGUAACCACUCUCGCCCAGAGUCUUCACACUCCCAUGUAUUUCUUCCUUAGAAAUCUGUCUGUCCUGGACAUGUGCUACAUUUCCGUCACUGUACCCAAGGCAUGUGUCAUCUUCCUGCUUGACAACAGGGUAAUCUCCAUGGUUGGAUGUGCAGCUCAGAUCUUCCUUGUGAUUUUGUUUGCUUUUGCAGAGCUGCUAUUUCUCACCAUCAUGGCCCGUGACCGCUAUGUGGCCAUCUGCCAACCCCUCCACUACCCUGUGAUCAUGAACCCUCGGGCCUGUGUCCAAAUGACACUGGCCACCGUAUUCAGUGGUCUGAUCUAUGCAGGUGUGCACACUGGCAAUGCAUUCCGGUUGUCCUUCUGUCAUUCCAGUGUGGUCCAUCAGUUCUUCUGUGAUGUCCCAUCUCUACUCAAACUCUCCUGCUCUGACACUCUCAGCAAUGAGAUUGUAAUUUUUGUCUCUGCAGUAGUUAUUGUAGGCGGCUGCUUUAUCUUCAUCAUCAUGUCUUAUAUUCACAUAUUUUCUGCUGUGCUCAAGCUUUCAACCAGAGGAGAGCAAGGAAAGGUCUUUUCUACCUGUGUUCCUCACAUUCUUGUGGUGACAGUCUUUGUCAUCUCAGUCACUGCUAUGUAUCUGAAGCCAACCUCCAAUUCACCGACAACUCAGGACAUGAUCAUUUCUUUGUUCUACUCUGUAGUCCCACCUUUCCUAAAUCCUAUUAUCUAUAGUCUCAGAAAUAAGCAGAUAAAGGAGGCUAUAAGGAGAGUUAUGAGUAGAAUGCUCUAUUCAAGAAAAUGAUACGGUUGUUAUUUUAAGACAUUUCUCCUUUGAUGAAGUGAGUUGAAAAAUACUUCAAAAUUAGCUUUCUUGCAUACUUCCAAAAUUGGGGGACCUGAUUUUCAGCAUAGAAACAAUGUUGUUGUUGUUAGUUGCUAUCAAGAGGUUCCUACUCAUGGCAAUCUUAUCCAUAACAGAAUGAAAGUUUCCCCAGUCCUGCACCAUCUUCAUGUUCAUUGAUACAUUUAAGUCCAUUAUUUGGCUAUUGUGCCAAUCCACCUCACUGAGGAGUUUUUUUUUCCUUUGUUGACACUGAAACCUUAUUAAUCUUUAACAAACAUUUUGGUAGAAACAAUAUAUUUAUAUUUCAUUUUGAGGUUUCCCCUCCCCAAAAUGUACAUUCCCUGAUGCCUGAAGUGUGACAG